This is a messenger RNA of Bombus pyrosoma, 744 nucleotides long. RefSeq lists its product as uncharacterized. The transcript has 4 exons. Lineage: Eukaryota; Metazoa; Arthropoda; Insecta; Hymenoptera; Apidae. The record is from RefSeq and is a predicted model, not a curated record. The coding region runs from base 48 to 353 and encodes 101 amino acids.
AUUCCCGCGCAAAAUGCAUUCAAAUUGCGUUCUUUUCUCGAUCUUUAAUGAUUCAGCCCAGUCUAUCACUGUUUCAGCAAUACAGGGUAGAAUUUAAAUGGAUAUUGAACGAGCAACAUGUAUGUAUGAAUCGAGAUUCAUGUCUUGCGCCGAGCGCAUGUCUUAUCAAGGAAUAUCAGAUGCACGAGUUGUCUAGCAUUGUGCUCUUCUUAAUUGUGUUGCAGUUGUUAAGUAACUGGUUCAAAGUUCACGCGCACACGUUUACUGCAUGGAACCACCGUCCACCCAAGGUUGAUUUCAGAAUAACAAGUCCGGUACUCAGCAGAGAUAUCUAUACGGACAAGGAAUGUUAGCGCGCAAAGCUUCCUUACCUAUUGUCAGGUCUCUUCCUGACUGGAACGUUAUACACCCUAUCCUUGUACCAGAGCACCAAAGCCAAAGGAUUAUUCACUUUUGUCGUAGACGGUCUCAGGAGAAAGUAUCCGUCUUGAGGAUUACUAUUUCACGAAUCAAUAAAAUCACUGGUCCGGAAGAUCCUCGAGUUAUCCAGAAUAGAGUCCUCUGAGAAAUCGUGGAUCACGACUGGAUCGGAUCACGAUUCGAAGGUGUGUCUCGGGAAGAUGAUUCGUAGGGAAGAACCGUUAGACCGUGACACGGAGCUUCGGGAUUCUACUUAGUCACGGGAACAAGUUCACGCUGUUCCACCAUUUUUCACGAAGAAAUAAGACACGUCUGAUAUUUCGU